This is a messenger RNA of Athalia rosae (coleseed sawfly), 2911 nucleotides long. RefSeq names its product cytosolic carboxypeptidase 6. Bases 82 to 1836 code for a protein of 584 amino acids. Lineage: Eukaryota; Metazoa; Arthropoda; Insecta; Hymenoptera; Athaliidae. Gene Ontology annotation, biological process: proteolysis. Gene Ontology annotation, molecular function: zinc ion binding; metallocarboxypeptidase activity. The record is from RefSeq and is a predicted model, not a curated record. The transcript is spliced from 6 exons.
GUCCCCAAACCGUGCACAGCACGGAGUUACUAUAGAGAGGGAUAUAAUUUUCAGUCUGACAAAAGCCACAGAACCGUCGAUAUGUCCGAAGCUGACACAGACAGUGAAGACAGCGACGCCGAAGGUGGACUCGGUAACGUGAACCGUCUGAUAAUCCGCCCUCCGGGCCACAGUGGAAAAGCUAAACGCGGUCAUCUCUGUUUCGACGCAUCUUUUGAGACGGGAAAUUUGGGUCGGGUUGACCUCGUGUCCGAUUUCGAGUACGAUUUAUUCAUAAGGCCCGACACGUGCAGUCCGAGAUUGCGCUUGUGGUUCAAUUUCACCGUUGACAACGUCCGUAGCGAUCAACGGGUCAUAUUCAACGUGGUCAACAUAUCGAAGAACAAGAAUUUAUUCAGCCAAGGAAUGACACCGCUCGUCAAAAGUUCCAGCAGACCGAAGUGGCAGAGAAUACCGAAGCGUCAAGUGUUUUACUACAAAUCGGUGCAGCACCAGAACCACCAUAUAUUGAGCAUCGCCUUUGCUUUCGAUCGGGAGGACGACGUUUAUCAGUUCGUACUGACCUAUCCGUACUCGUACACGAGGUACCUCAAUCACUUGGACAACCUUUGCACAAAGUGCGCCAACGCUUCGGUUGUGAAAAGAGAAACCCUGACGUUAUCGAUCCAAAAAAGAAAGGUCGAAUUGAUAUCAAUCGCGACCGCUAGCGAGAAUCAUAGAAAAGUAGUGGCCAUAAUGGCGAGGUCACAUCCAGGAGAAUCGCCCGCCUCGUUCGUCUGUCAGGGGCUCAUGGACUUCCUCGUCAGUAAUCAUCCGAUCGCUAGGGUCCUCAGAGAUUACGUUGUCUUUAAAAUUAUCCCUAUGCUGAAUCCCGAUGGUGUUUUCCUCGGAAAUUACAGAUCCUCCGUAAUGGGUAUGGACUUGAACAGAUCCUGGAACAGGAUAUCCGAUUGGACACAUCCGAGUUUAUCCGCAGUUCGCGGGGUACUCGAAAGUUUAGAUAAAAAUCCCACGGCGCCGUUGGAUUGCGUUUUGGAUUUACACGCGCACACGAACGCGACCGGUGUAUUCGUUUACGGAAACACAUACGACGAUGUAUACAGGUACGAACGCCACACCGUCCUACCAAAACUGCUCGCCCAACACGCCGAGGGCUACGAAAAUUCGAACACGAUGUACAACCAAGACCCCCAUAAAUCCGGAACGGCUAGACGGUAUCUGUGCUCAAUUCUGAGCGAACGUGUCAAUUGUUACACCAUUCAAGUCUCCAUGUACGGAUACUGCAGGAAAGGGAGUCCUGGAAUUUUACCCUACACGGAAGAAGGAUAUUACAGAGUGGGACGUAACCUCGGACGCGCUUUUUUAGAGUACUACAAACUCACCGGACUCAUUCCCUCGGGACUACCCGACCAGCCGUCAAAUAAACGUGGACGACAGUCCAGACAGAGACAUCGGGUUCCCAGGGGACCUCGACCAAGAACCGCUCGCACGACGGCGCCAUUACACCUCGCCAGCAUUCACGAGUACCUGCGGGAGGAGGUGGCCGAGGCUUUGUCCCGUACGCGUUACAGAUCGAUGAGCGGUACCAGGAUGAAUGCUGGGCCAGGAGGAACGGCAACGGGAACAACCGGCCUGCCUAGUUUCGCGCGUUUCCGUAGCCCGGGGGCUCCGAUUGCUGCCGCUUCAACAAUUACACCAGCUGAACCAGCUCGUUUGACUAUUGUAGAUUUCAAUCAACUAACUAGGGGCGGGUUGGAAGUAGCGAUGGGGAAAAACAAGUGUAAAAUUCAAAACCGUUCGCCGCAAAGAUACACCAAACCGCCGAGGAGACGGUAGCGGACGUAUUACGUGAAAUUUUUCAACCAAUAUCGUAUCGCACCCCUUUUUAUUCAAAAAUGAAAAAUCUCUCGCACUAUUUCAUUGUUAUAGAAUCACAGAAAUAUUCUUAUACGAUAAUCAGUUUCAACUGGAUUGAAAUGAGUCGAGUGGUUAGAGAAUUAUAAAUUAUAUAGAGUGAUGAAAAUUCCAUCACGUGUAAAUAAAAAUGUUGGUUACAAUAUUAGGGUUUAUUAAAAAUCUGCAACGAUCUGAGCUACGCGUUUACCGAAUACUCAUUUUUAAUAUUUUUUCUCUACACGAAGACCUACGAAAUGGAACUAGAGAUUCCGAGCUUGAUGGUUCUAAGGGAUGAUUUUCUGUACGUAGCAUAUAUUACAUGUAGUUAAGAUUGUAUUUUCGAAUUUCGGAGUCACAUAAAACUGUACACAUACAUCUAAUAAACUAUUAGAAAACUGCGGACGAAGGUCAAGACUGAGGAAUAAAGGAGCAUCGUGAUAUAGUCAAUUGAAGUAGGGGGCUGCGUAUUAUUCGAUCGAUGGCGUCUCGUUAUAUGGCGGGGUGUAAAAAUUCCACCAGACAAUUUUUAUCAACUCAUAUCUCCUCGAUUUUCGCGAAAAGACUUCGCUUCGCAUAUCCUGCGAAUAAAAUCCAUUGAAUAAAGGAGAAAACCUGCACUCUUCGCGAUAUACGUUCUGAAAAAAGCGCUGUACGCACUUUGAAACACUGAAAAAUGUCAGCCACCCGCUUUACAGCUAAUACGAGAUAAAUUAAAUUAAAAACAAAUUAAGCUAUCUCUAUAAAUCGAGACUCGUUUCGGACUGAAAUUUCACUACAUUCUCUCUUUACUUCUGGUGUGGUUCAUUCGCAUCCUUAUUGUUUUCUUUUAUGAGCGGCGUGCACAAUGAACAAUCGGGUAUCACGAGUUCGUUCAAAAUUGUCCCUCAAUCUUGACCAUUUUUUUUUUAAUUUUUCAACUCAAACGAAUAUAGAUGAUAAUAAAUAAAUGUGAAAACAGAAAAUAAAAAAUUGAAACAUGAAAAAAAUCUUAUAUCAAGGUAAAGAUGAAAUUGAA